GGAACAAGAUAGAUAAAAGAGCUCGACUAGUCUACGUACGUUGCGCCCUCCAGACAGUAACAGUUCGGAGAUCAAGCAAUACUUCGCGCCAUGCAUCUACCAAUUGCCGCCGUAUUUGCCUUCAUUUUGUUCCCAACCGUCUGGGGUGGUUGCAAAAACCAGCUUCAGCAAAGACCCGUAUGCGCGUCAGCAUGCUGGGACGUCGCGGUUUAUGGCGCGUGCGACUCCGCUAAUCCAGAUGCGAACUGCCUGUGCAACGAACCCAUAUUCGCGGAGAGUGUGGCGUCUUGCAUCGAGAAUACAUGCAGUACAGGGGACAUCAUUGCCUAUGCGCGAAUCGCUGACGACAUCUGCGCUGAGGUGGUAUGUGGCCUCUUCCAUGCAUCUCGUAUCCUGUAUCAGACAACAGUGUCAGCAAUGGCUGACUGAUUUUCUCAGGGCGUGACAAAGACACGGCGAGCCAUACCACCGUAGUCAAUGAUAUGGAGGCGAGACGUUUCAGCACUGUUUGAUGUAACUGCCAGUAUUUUUGAUCCCAUCUAUUGCCACGUCAAUUGUAUUCUUGGAUGCAUCAUCGGCACUUCUACGUGCUGCUCCAAGACUGGACAUGGUA
Molecule: messenger RNA, 613 nt
Organism: Fomitopsis serialis
Lineage: Eukaryota; Fungi; Basidiomycota; Agaricomycetes; Polyporales; Fomitopsidaceae
Exons: 3
Coding region: 91-429 (112 amino acids)
Source: RefSeq, a predicted model, not a curated record